CUGGGCACAUUUCCUUCUCUUGGCAAAAUGCGAGAGAGAUGAAGGUCCUGGCACUUUUGUUACUCUCGUUGAACUUUGCUAUUGGAGGGGGUGGAAGGACGGAAAGUGAGAGCAGAACCAGACAUAACAGCUCUACACAUUUGCUAGCAACAAACAAACCGCAGUUUUUAAGGCCAGAAAACCCUCCAAAAUACUUUGCGAUAGAUAUCGACGGGACCCUCUUUUCAGAAAAUGAAGAAGCACUCGAGAAUAACAUCAAAGCCAUAAUAGAAGCCAAGAAGAGGGGUUACACACCAUUUUUCUGUACAGGAAAAUCCCGUGGAUCAGCUUUAAAACUCAUGGGAGAUGAUUUUGUAGAAAGGACAGGUUAUAAUGGCUACCCCGGUGUUUACAGAAACGGAGCAUUCAUAUAUGGCGAUAAUGAUGCCUUGCAUAUGAAUAUAUUAUCAAGACAUUUUUUAAGCGAUAUUAUUGGAUUUCUUCCGAAUGAUUCUCUGAAUAGAGUGAUAUUUUUCCAUAGGGAUGAUUCGUAUUCACUCGUUGAUACUGAUCCCAAGAUAAAAGAUAUUUUAAAAGCAAAGGGAUUCCCAGAUACGCAAGUUAAAACGCUUGAUGAAAUUUUGGAUUUUAAGAUAAGAAAGAUGAUAAUAUCUAGUGAUGUUUCAGAGCUUUCAAAACUUAGAGAAAAUUUGGGAUUUAACGCAUUUGGAUUACGUGAUAACUUAUAUGAGAUCUUACCACUUGAUCUAAAUAAAGCCCUCGGUAUUAAACAACUUAUGGAGCACUAUGGCAUUCCUCCAGAGGAGUGCGCAUUCAUAGGUAAUGGAGAUAAUGAUAUCGAAGCUAUGGAACUUUCUAGUCUCUCGUUUGCAGUUGGUAAUGCUCCAGAUUAUGUAAAAAAGCAUGCAAAAUGGGUGUUAGAGGAGACCUGUGACGAAGGAGCAGUUGCAAAGGCCCUCGGACUCGUCUAUGGAUUCACUAUAGAAUAG
Molecule: messenger RNA, 989 nt
Organism: Theileria equi strain WA
Lineage: Eukaryota; Apicomplexa; Aconoidasida; Piroplasmida; Theileriidae
Product: haloacid dehalogenase-like hydrolase family member protein
Exons: 2
Coding region: 39-989 (316 amino acids)
Cellular component (GO): cytosol
Molecular function (GO): phosphatase activity; magnesium ion binding
Source: RefSeq, a predicted model, not a curated record